CUCAGGGGCCCCAGACCACACUCAAUGUCGACAUUCAGUCUCCUGGCCUAUUGGGGCAAAACAGUUUAUCCUCAAACACUACAAAUUGAUUGUGUCAAAUUAUGAUCUUUUGAGGAAAUUUUAGAAUCACCUUUAUUUUAGAAGAACAAAUUAAAGAGAAGAAAUAGACACUGUUUCUCAGACUGCUCUUCACAGUCUUUCUGGUGCUUGUUUACGGGGAAAGCGAUGGCAUCAGUACCUUCCAUUGGUUGCCUUCUGGCCAAAAAUCAGUAUUAUCGAAAGGCCAGUAUUUCUUCAGUUAGCUCUGACUCUGUUAAUUUCACAGACGAGGACAAAUCCCUGCAAGGGUUACCUGAAGUGGCAGAACCCAACUGGUGGUUUAAAUCCUUCUUUUAUUCUGAACCUGUACUUCCAAAUGUAAUAAGAAAAGAUUUGUCUGCUAGUGGCACCAAUUGUUGAUUGUGACAAAGUGACUCUACCUGCUGAGGUGCCACAAAUGUGAAUAAUACCCUCCAGCAUGCAGGCUGUUCCAGAUGACUCUUCUCCAUUGUAAAAAGACAAAAAACCUGCCUGAGAUCUCAGCAGCCACCUUUAAAAUUCAGGCAUUUUCUUCACUAUUAAAAUCAUUACUAUAAGUGUCAUCAGCUUCAUGGAAAAUAUUAGAAAAGCGUGGUUUUAGAAACAUGUGUCCUUGUAAAGUAAUGAGUAUUCAAAUGCAGUAGACUUUUUAUUAUCCAUGUUAUAUUUUCAAAACAAAGAAAAAUAAUUUUUUAAUUUUCAAAAAAUUCAUUGGACUCUCUUUAUGUUUGUUGAAUGAUUUAUUGCAUUAUACCUUAAAACCAAAGCAUUAACAUGAAACAAUGGUUUAGAGGUCAUUGGAUUCAAACAUGUAGAAGAGGUACAAAACAUUUUUUUUAAAUAAUGAACAUUGGAAAUAGCAAACAUACCCAUAAGUGCAUUACUUGUUAAUUACAUUACUGCACAUUUUAACCAACUGGCUAUUGUGUAGAUUAUUAAAUUUAUAAUUUUAACAAUAUUUCACAACACAGAAAAUUAAUGGUACAAUGUCAAGUGAAAAAAGUAGGAUAAUCUAUACAUGGUAUGAUUUUAGUUGUGUUAAAAAGAUAUAUAUGCCUAAUAUUGAAAGACAAUGUUAACAAAAUAUGAACAGUGGCUAUUUUUGGAGAUAAAAUUAUGGGUGGUUUGCAUUUUCUCCUUUAUAUUUUUCUGUAUCUUCUCAAAUUUUCUAAUACCACCAGUUUUGUGUAUAAUUAGAAAAUAAUAAAAUGUAUUUAAAAAGA
Phyllostomus hastatus (greater spear-nosed bat) is the source of this 1301-nucleotide messenger RNA. It is a transcript of the gene PPDPFL, whose product is annotated as pancreatic progenitor cell differentiation and proliferation factor like. Bases 226 to 459 code for a protein of 77 amino acids. The transcript is spliced from 5 exons. NCBI's taxonomy places the organism in Eukaryota, Metazoa, Chordata, Mammalia, Chiroptera, Phyllostomidae. The record is from RefSeq and is a predicted model, not a curated record. Gene Ontology annotation, biological process: cell differentiation; multicellular organism development.